Messenger RNA from Radiomyces spectabilis, 904 nucleotides. RefSeq lists its product as uncharacterized. Gene Ontology annotation, cellular component: cytoplasm; Rab-protein geranylgeranyltransferase complex. The transcript has 5 exons. Gene Ontology annotation, molecular function: Rab geranylgeranyltransferase activity. The record is from RefSeq and is a predicted model, not a curated record. The coding region runs from base 76 to 834 and encodes 252 amino acids. NCBI's taxonomy places the organism in Eukaryota, Fungi, Mucoromycota, Mucoromycetes, Mucorales, Radiomycetaceae. Gene Ontology annotation, biological process: protein geranylgeranylation.
CCCGCAUUUGAGCGGCAGAAUUGUUUCCCUUUUUUUAUUUGAUUUUUUUUCUCGCAGCCUAUCUGCAGACCCAACAUGAGCGACGUGCAUGGUCGAAAACGGGUGAAAGACCCUGAAGAAUCCAUCAAAGCUCGCCGCGAAAAGGAGGCCAGCAAAAUUACGGAAUAUCGAGAUCUGGUACAGCAGUGCCACGAAAAGAUGAACGCGAAAGAAUAUACCCAAGAAACAUUGGCUGUUAUCACACAAAUCCUACGAAGUAAUCCCGAUUACUACACCAUUUGGAAUAUGCGGCGCAUUGUGCUUUUGGAAGGCAUCUUGCCUUUGCAGGAAUCUGAGGAUCAACGGAGAAAGAUUUUUCUCAAUGAGCUCGACCUUUUCAUGCAACUCAUUCGCAUCAAUCCGAAAUCGUAUUGGCUGUGGAAUCAUCGAAGUUGGUGCCUAGAAACUAUGCCAAAACCAAACUGGACGGGAGAACUCGAACUGGUGAGCAAAAUGUUAUCCUUGGAUGCUCGCAAUUUUCACGGUUGGGGUUACCGACGUUACGUUGUGGCCCAGCUUCGAGCCUCGGCUGACGAAGCCGAGACCGCGCAGAUUUCCCAAAGAGAGUUUGAAUUCACCACGCAAAAGAUCAAUCAGAAUUUCAGCAACUAUUCCGCUUGGCACCAGCGGUCGAAAACUUUGCCUGAGAUUGUAGAAAAGAUGAGCACAGAAGAACGGAAUGCAGUGGCUCAAAAUGAAUUGGAUAUUAUCAAGGCUGCUGUUUACACCGACCCUGACGACCAAUCGGCAUGGCUAUAUUACUGGUGGUUGAUCGGACGAGGUACGACAAUGUAAGGGUGACAUACGAUGCAAGACUAGUAAUAACCAUCCUGUGGUGUUACAGCUCCUGAACGCGUGCAUUUAC